UGGCUCAAGCAGCAUCUAGUCCGCAAAUCUAGAAAGUGCUGUCUCAAGAAAAGAAAUACGCUCUAGCAUGAAGAUGGAGGUUGAAUAUCAAGAGGAAUACGUAAGGAAUUCAAGAGGAGUGCAGCUCUUUACUUGUAGAUGGUUGCCUUCUUCUUCUUCUCCACUGGCUCUUGUUUUCCUUUGCCAUGGGUAUGGCAUGGAGUGCAGUGGUUUCAUGAGAGAAUGCGGGGUAAGGCUUGCUCGUGCAGGAUAUGCUGUAUUUGGGAUCGAUUACGAAGGACAUGGACGGUCUAAAGGUUCUCGUUGUUACAUCAAGAAGUUCGAAAACAUCGUUAAUGACUGCUAUAAUUUUUUCAAGUCAGUCAGUGUGCAGGAAGAGUACAGGAAUAAGUGCAGGUUCUUGUAUGGAGAGUCCAUGGGAGGUGCAGUGGCCCUACUAUUGCACAAAAAGGACCCUACAUUUUGGAAUGGUGCUAUUCUUGUUGCACCCAUGUGUAAGAUAUCAGAGAAAGUGAAGCCACACCCAGUGAUCGUGAAUAUCCUGACCCGAGUAGAAGACGUUAUACCAAAAUGGAAGAUAGUUCCCACAAAAGAUGUCAUUGAUGCAGCUUUCAAAGACCCCGUUAAGAGAGAACAGAUAAGGAGCAACAAUUUGAUAUACCAAGACAAGCCUAGGCUUAAAACAGCACUAGAAAUGCUGAGAACUAGCAUGAGCCUUGAAAACACUUUAAGUGAGGUGACACUACCAUUCUUUGUGUUACAUGGGGAAGCUGAUAUAGUGACUGACCCAGAAGUAAGUAGGGCACUGUAUGAGCGAGCUGGCAGCACAGACAAGACCAUAAGACUGUUUCCAGAAAUGUGGCAUGGUUUAACCUCCGGAGAGCCCGAUGAAAACGUUGAUAUUGUCUUUAGGGACAUCAUAGGUUGGCUUGAAAAGCACACAACCGUUGGCAAUGCUGUGACAGUUCAGCCAAUUCACCCAUUUAGAAAUGGCGUUGAGAUGUGCACUACCUCAGCAUCAUCUGCAACAACAAACAAGCAACAGCCACAGCGAACAGUUUCAGCAGGCAGCUAUUGUUGUGGAUUGAAGGGACGCCGUACACUUCAUCACUCAUCAAUGUAACACACUUUUGGGCUGCUUGUCUACAUCUAGUCUUUCUUUGCGUGUUGUGUAAUUAUUCCUUAGUGGUCUUCAUUUUGUUCCAAUUGUGAAGUGAAUCUCAAAAAUGAAAUAAAAUAAGGAAUGUUCUUAUUGAUAGACCUAA
Quercus lobata is the source of this 1265-nucleotide messenger RNA. RefSeq names its product caffeoylshikimate esterase-like. The record is from RefSeq and is a predicted model, not a curated record. The transcript is spliced from 9 exons. Bases 68 to 1123 code for a protein of 351 amino acids. NCBI's taxonomy places the organism in Eukaryota, Viridiplantae, Streptophyta, Magnoliopsida, Fagales, Fagaceae.